Cylicocyclus nassatus is the source of this 1778-nucleotide messenger RNA. The record is from the annotation of a GenBank genome assembly. NCBI's taxonomy places the organism in Eukaryota, Metazoa, Nematoda, Chromadorea, Rhabditida, Strongylidae.
AUGCAAAAAGAAAGAGCAUGGAACUUGAGGAAGAAACUCUAUGACAAACAAAGAAAAUUUGUAUGCAAAAACCGUCGUCAACGUCUCCGUGGCAUUCUGCACCUACUGCUGUCGGACAUCCAUCUUCUAGAAUACCUUUUCUGCUCCCGACUUUGUAACGACCAAUCCGUGUACAACUCGGCAGUCUACUGGACAAGACUUAGUGCGACUAUGCAGCAUUGUGAAAGGAAUGCUAUGUACUCUUGGAAGAGUUCGAAAAAAAAGAUCCUUUUUGUGGCUUGGAAGAUGCCUUGCAUAAUGACGAUCACGAAGCGAAACUACACUACUCAGACUGGUCUACUACAGCGAUUUUCUGCAUACCCAAUGGAUGACAUGUAUGAUCCUUACGUACCGCAGUACGUAAAUCGCUCGCGCUCUGGAACAUCUUCUCCCGUAUCGGAGGACGACUUAUUUGAAGAACAACCGAGCAGGCCUUAUGAGGAACUAGUGUCUCGCAAGCGCAGUGAAUUACCGGAAACAAACGGGACCUCUGCUUCGUCGUUGCACAUGGUCGUUCGCAAACCUCUCAAACAAGUAUGUAGAGAAGCAGCUGGGCACAAAGGCAUUUCGAGAGAGUUGGCGCUGCCGGUUACGGCUGAUGGACAAGAACUAUUGAAAAGUGUGUUAGAAGGCAAUUUACUUUCUCUUUCGAAAUUGGGGAAAGUUCUCCACCAUAUCCAGCAGGAUGCCGAGAAUAAGGAGUCGUUGAUUCACAAAAUGAACAACGCUUCCAUCAAUCUUGAACACAUCGCAAGACUCCAAGAAAAUGUGAACACCCUUCCGCAUUCGUCGGACUCGAUCGUGCGCAGCAUGACCAGCAUAGUGCGCGAACAGACAAACGUUAUUUGCGGAUUAUCGAUCGCUAUGGACGUUGCCUUGAGCAGAGUGCGCGAACUAGAAAAACAAGUGCAGAGAACAAGAUACCAUCUGGCGAAAAAUAAGUCGAAAUCAUUGCCGGAAAAUUGCGGAUUUUCGAGAAGUAACAUAACGAAAACUUGGAACAUUAAAGCACAGCCACCCUUCAAGGAGAUAAACAUGAUUUCGAUUUUUGAGUCUUGGAAACGUCCAGUGCGCUCGAACAAGCACGACCACUACCUGCAUCUACUGGAUUUCUACCGUCACUUUUUCCUCAAUGCAUGUGAUCCCAUCCACAUCAUUCAACAUUACGCAUAUCGACAAUCCGGCAAAAAUGGCAAGGACAAAAGCCUGAAAGACCUUCCAGAAUCAAUGGUCACUUUCCUCAUAGAUUUCGUCCUUGAUGCAAUGGGAUUGUUCGGCGAUGAACUCCUUUUACCACCCGCAGAUUGCGCUAGAAUUCACGGAAGGUACUGGGCUGCUCUGGGCGAGACGGAGUCUCAAAGAAGAAAAAGGUUCGAUGCGCUAUCCGAAGCGCGAACAGACUGGAGUACGCAUGCACGCGAAGCCCUUUGCAGAGCAUUAGCCGACAUUCGUCAAUAUGAAUUCGAUGCAGCACGUCUGACGCUCAUGCCGCCCAAGAAAAAAAGAGUAAUAACGACGCAAGAAGGCACAACGAUCGAGAAAACGGAACUCCGUGAGUCGCCUGAGGAAGAUUGAUCCCUUUUUUGUGUUUUCGCUCACAGAUGUAUGAUCUUCUUGUUGCGAGAGCUUUGAUGUUGAUUUUCUGUUCUUGAGAGUAGAUCUUUCUGUUUUUGCUCAGGAAUGUAUAAUUUUGCUGCUGCGAUUCUGUUGUUACGAGUUUCCUUAUCAUUUGUUAUGGU